This is a messenger RNA of Parasteatoda tepidariorum (common house spider), 5245 nucleotides long. Lineage: Eukaryota; Metazoa; Arthropoda; Arachnida; Araneae; Theridiidae. The record is from RefSeq and is a predicted model, not a curated record.
AAAUCCAGCACUGGAAUUCAAACUUCCGAGGAAAUUGUUUCCAUUCCAAGUGAGUCUGCAUCCUCGAAUAUUGAACCAUCUUCUACACCCGAUUCAACCCCAACAGGCCUCUUUCUGCAUCUAGAAGAUGGGGAAGAUACGGAUGACGAACUUCGUCAAUUUCGUUCUAAAAAAUUAAAGAAUGUGCUUCAUCGAAUGGCAAAUUCAGCAUUGUUGAGUGGAAGUCAUCGAUACCACCCCUACCUCACUGGAGAACACAACUCUCUAGAUGAAGUAGCCACUGGCUUUUCUGAUGUGAUGAACUUCUAUGAUGAAGUUGAAGAGGAAGAAGAGGAAGUUGAAGAGGAAGAAGAGGAAGUUGAAGAGGAAGAUUCUGAUUCUGAAAAUGAUGAUGAUGAGAAUGCUGUGCCAGCAAUCUCUUGUAAAAGACAUAGCAACCGCUAUGCAAUAAUUGAAAGACGAAGAGGCCACUAUGAGGUGGAAAUUGAAGAGGAUUCUCCACAACAACCACCAUCGCCGCAACCUCAAGUGCAAAAAACUCAAUUGCACGAACCUAUAUUGCUGCAACCUCUACUGCAGCAGGUUCCGAAUCCUGUAGGUGAUUACCGGUCUCCGCAUAUCGUUCGCCUAAGACCAGCAGAUGUUCCACCUGUUGCGGUUCCACCAAGACGUUCGACUAGAAUUGCCCAAGUAGUUCAACGGUAUGUUCCCGAAACAAGGUCACUGGAUCUACUGAGAGAAAGUGCCUCCGGACGAUUGAUGACUUGAUUACAUUGAUGCCUAGCCAACGAACGAAGUCAGCAUAUACGUAGCCUGCGAACUAUGAUGUGCAUCAAAAGCAGUUAAGAGAUUUAUAUGUAUUUUCAUCCUUUAAGAAUAUAAUACUUUUUUAAAAAAUAGCCCAGGAUUUUUUUAAGUUGAGUGCAGAAUCACCCAAAAAGAAUUUUUUUUUUAAUUCCAUGAAAUGGUUAUAACUUUAUGAAAAAAGUUGCAUUUCACAAAUAGUGCAAUGCAUUACUGUGUUAACGAGAACUAUUGUUGCUUCGAAUUUAUGAACUUAAAAUCAAAAAAAUUUUAAAAGUCAAAUGAGCAUAGUACCUAAUUGAAGGGAAAUAUUAAUCAAAUUUUUUUUGGAGUAGCGGGAAAAAGAUACAAAUAAAAGGACAAAAAUAAUUGAGGGGAAAAAAAUCUCUCCCGCGCAAUCUCAUCCUAUGUAAGUCAUUGAUACCAUUACAUUUACUUCAGAACUUGCUUUUAAGCAAUCAUCCUUUGUUCUUAGCAGCAAUAAGCAUCACAAUCGCGUCCCAGAGUCUUUGAAAUUUAAAAGAGAGGCAAAUAAACAAAGAAUAAUUUCUAGAGACCCAGAAAUACUUGCAGUCCUUGCAAUCUCCUAACAUAGCACCUUUUGGAGAGAGAAAAACUUUUAUGAAAAAAGAGUAGUUCCGUUUUUCAUAGUUUUAGGUCUGAACUAUUUCAACUGGAUCAUUUCCUUUCUAAACAUUCUGUCAAUUUAAAGUAUAAUUAAAUAAUUUGCUUAACUUUAUAAAUGUGUAUUAAACAUACCUUUAAUCCAAAUACGUGAAUAAAAAAUCGCCGAAAAAAUUUAGAGGAUUUAUUAAAUCCUGAUAUUCACUACACUAUUCUUUCGCAAAAAAAAAUGGCGUAAUGCUUGUGCUGUAAGAUGUUAACACACUUUUAGGAAAAAGCAACAAAAUAAAACAACUUUUCUCUUUAUACUGAGUUUGAUAUUUUUUCUGUUAUUAAGAGCAAAAAUGUGGAAAAGACAAUAAUUAGGUGCAAUCGUAGAGUUUAGAAUUGAGGGAAAUAAAAGAGUACUUUUGAAAAUUUAUAGAAAUAAUUAUAGAUUAAUAGUUAUUCGGGUUACUUUUCAGAGUGUAUUUAAUUUUUCUUUAUAUCAACUUGAAUAAGAGUUAGGUACAGUGUCCGUCACGUAUUAAAAUCAAUGGAUUAUUAAAUAAGUGCCGCUUUUUGAAAUUAAAUCUGCCAAUACAUUAUCAAAAUAGGCCAAAACUAUCCUUUAAUGUAAUCAUUAUCACCGGUUUCUAAAUUCAAAUCUUUGUAAAUUCAAUUGUAUAAUUCUAUCCCCUACAAAAAAAGAGGAAAUAAUUUACAGAUUUAAUUUGGACAACUUAGGCAAAUUAAAGGGGACGAAGUUAGUAUGAAACAGAGUGUAAUUAUUUAGGAGUUUAAAAAAAACUACCAUCAUUAAUGAUCGUUAAGGUAAAUCUAUGUUCAAUAAAUGACUAAAAAGGUAUAGUUUUAAAUACACUUAACAGCAAAAUAAAGUUUGAAAAACUAUAAUAAAACUUUAAUUUCAAACUUUACUAGGCAAUUAAUUUAAGUUUUAAACUAUUCUGUAAAUUAUUAAUGCAAUUCAUGUUUAAUGUGAUAAAUAUCAAUAUAGAAAUGCAGCAAUUAAUUUAACUUUUCAUGCCUUGUAAAGAUUAAUUUCCCUGAAUCUUUUUUUUCUUAAAUGUGUCUAACUUAUGGAUUUGGCACAAUGUUCUCGCAACGAUUUUAGUGGACGGUUGGCUUCCACGGAAUGCUUAAAUGUUAUUUAUGCACAUUCCAUUUCAGUCCUGUAGAUUAAUACACCUUUUAUUACAAUAAUAAUGAACUAACAAUUGGAAGAAGGUUAAAAAAAAGUGUUGUUUGUUAAAUCGGAAUUUGCCUAGGAGUGCUUUAACAAAUUAUCUAUUAAAUUAUCUAUUUUAAAUGAACAAUAUAUUUAUAUCAGGGUAUUACUCUUAGCAACAGCCACACAUUUUUGGAGAACAAAGCUACGCAGAUUACAUUUUUUUUUUUUUUUUGCCUUUCCAGUUGGAUCAUCAAAGAAAAGUAUAAAUGUUGGCUCAUUUAUGCAUCGUAUGGAUCACUUUUAAACGCUAUUUAUUUUGCAAGAUUUAAAAUUACCAAAAAUGGAUCCUUUUUUGCAUACAAUUUGUUAAAAAUUUUAAAGUUAUUAUUUUGUUUAAUAUUUCAUUGAAUUUCUAAACAACCUUAUGCGGAAAAAGCUUACACAAUUUCAAUAAGAACGAUUCAUUAUUUUUUGCAUUAUUACAGCAUUUUUUUAUAGAAAUUACACGUAAUUCGGCUAUCACUAUUGCGUGGCUCUUUUUGAAUUCUAGAAAUUCUAUUGCCACGCUUAUGAGGAUGCAGAGAUGAUAAUUAUGGACACAUUUGAAAUAGAUUUACACGCAUUUUUUAUUAUAGAAAUUCCAUGAACAGAGGAAAUAAUUAAGGCCGAUGAAUAUCUUCUCUUCCAAAUAGCGUGUCCAAUUAAAAAUACCUUUAAAAAAUAAUAUAGUACUAAAAUAGCAAUUUUUGUUAAUAUCCCAAAAUGUAUCGUUUUUUUUUUUUUUUUUUUUUUUUUGUUCUUUUUUGUUUGUUGAAUUGAAUGGUUCAAUAGAUCCAACCCUGGUUGUCACGAAAUGACAACGGCUUUGAGAGAUCUUUUGUCGAGACGAAAAGAUCUGGAUGGAUAAUUAAAUGAUUAAAAACAGUAUUUUACAAGUUGACUCUGUCAAUGCAUAAGUAUUUGGCUACCUCAAACUAAUUAUUUUAUAUUUUAACUGCAAGAAAGUUAAAAGAAAUUGAAAACAUUAAAUUGCAUAGGAAAUGUUAUACCGAUUUUCAAAUUUUUUGUAGAAAGGUACUAUAAAUUUAUCAAUCAUACUGAAGCGUCUGAAAAUGUUUUCUUUGUUUUAAUAUUUAUAUAGUUCUUUUAAGUGAUUUCUGGGGGUGAGUUCAAAAACAUAGUUUUUAAAUUUCAAGUAUCUGACAGACAAAACGGAAUAGAUUGCGACGAAUAGAUUAGAUUGUUAUUGUUUAGAUGAAUGACUGCUUCUAACCAACGUUAUUUUUUUUCUUCCAUUCAUUAUUUUAGUAUUACGUUAUUCCAAACGUUUUUUGCAUACUUUAUUGUAAACGUUAACUUAAUAAAAUGUUCUUACCAUAAAAUUCUUCACAUUGUAACAGCCACUUUCAGAAGAACUACAGGGGAUAUUAUAUGGAGCGCCGAUUGUACACAAAUGCCUAUCCAUCUAUCUUUUUUUUAUAUAGAAAGUGUUCAAAAGUCAAGUAGAUUAAAGUCGAUAAUUUAUGGUUUAUUAACGUUUGACGAAUAAUUUAAAAUGUUCAGUAUGUCUCUAAAAAUAUAACUCAUUAAUCAGCAGUAAAUAUAUAUUUAUUUAUAGCUUUUAUACUGUUCGACUUAUCUACUUGACAAAAACUACGUGUACACAAAAUAGUAGGUCUGUUAAUAAGAAGACUAUUUCAUUUUAAGAGUUAAUUUUUUCUGCUUUUUUUGACUUUUUGUUAGAAUAAUUUUUUUACUCUAGUCUUACAUUUCUAUAAUGUCUUAAUAGCAAUCAAAAUAAAAUCCUUUUCCAGCUUUAUACUGCUGAAAUCCUUUUAUAGCUUGCUCGUAGCUUUACCUUACUCUUGAAUUAAAUUAAUUUUAUACAUAAAGUUAAUGACAAACCGGAUCAUAAAUAAUUGUUAUUCAUUUAAAUUUAUGGAAUCCUGGGCUAUUUUUAAUUUCUUUUUAUUUAGAAAAUAAACUUUUUUUGUUCAGCUGUUUUUGUACACGAUUGUAUGAUAAAUUCUUACUGCUGAUUGCACAUGCUGGUGAUUGUAUACUAGUGAUAUACUCAGAAGUGUCAAACAUUUCGAGUUUUCCAUAAUUAUUAUUGUUUUAUAUUGAAAAUUGUGUAACAAAAAUUGUAGUUUUUGACAAUUUCGUAACAAUCUCUUUCUGUAUGACAGCACAUAAUAUUUUGCUAACUUACUAUUAUUUUUUAUUAAAUAAUACUUUAAAUUUAAUGAUUUAAAAAAAACUUUCAAAAGGAUGAUUUCAUUCACUGAUGUUGUAAAUUGUUUCGUAAUUUGGCAUCUUUACAUAAGUGUUACUUAUUUUAUUCAAUAGUAAAUUAAUGCAUAAUUUAAUUUAUUUUAUAUAUCUAUAUCGAAUUAAAGAAUAAAUACACUUUAAAUGUGAGUAAAUUUAAAUUUCAUAAAGGCUGACAUGUAUAUAUUUCUGUUAUGGUUUUUCUGAUAAAUGAUAGCGAGAUUGGAAAGUUCAUAAGUCUGUAUACUGAUGGUAACUGAUUUUAUAAUGGAAUUUAGAUUAAAAACUGUAUUUUUGACUUGUAAAUAACAAAAAAAUUUUAAUUUUCACUUUAGGCUACAGUAGACUCCCAAUUGAAAAUUAUUCUUAGUUGAU